Messenger RNA from Gloeophyllum trabeum ATCC 11539, 3924 nucleotides. RefSeq lists its product as uncharacterized. Lineage: Eukaryota; Fungi; Basidiomycota; Agaricomycetes; Gloeophyllales; Gloeophyllaceae. The transcript is spliced from 5 exons. Gene Ontology annotation, molecular function: ATP binding; protein serine/threonine kinase activity. Bases 1 to 3924 code for a protein of 1307 amino acids. The record is from RefSeq and is a predicted model, not a curated record. Gene Ontology annotation, cellular component: cytoplasm. Gene Ontology annotation, biological process: actin filament organization; peptidyl-threonine phosphorylation; actin cortical patch assembly.
AUGGCUAUGGCCAUGGUACAGCAGGCGCAAGCCUACCAGCUGACGAACAGAGGAACACUUGUACCGGGGCAGACGAUAUCUGUUAAUAAAUACCCGGUGCAAGUGGAACGGUACCUCAGUCAGGGUGGUUUCGCGCAUGUUUAUCUCGUCAGAACGGCGCAGCCUGUAUACAAUACUCACCAUCAUGUCCUUAAGAGGAUAGCUGUUCAGAGCGAGUCGAUGUUGUCCGAGGUCAAAAAGGAGGUUGACAUUAUGCGGAUCCUCAGGGGACAUCCCAACAUCGUCUACCUUAUUGAUGCUGCUUGGCACCGUAUGCCGAAUGGCAUGUACGAAGUCUUCAUCCUGAUGGAGUUCUGCCAAGGCGGCGGUAUUAUCGACAUGAUGAACAGACGUCUCCGAGAACGUCUGACGGAGGCUGAGAUUCUCCAGAUCUUCGUGGAUGUCUGUGAAGGGGUAGCCGCGAUGCACAAUCUCCGUCCCCCUCUCCUUCACCGUGACCUCAAAGUCGAGAACAUCCUCCAGGCCUCAUCUACUUCUUACAAACUAUGUGACUUUGGAUCGGCUGCGCCUGUAGCGCCAAGGGUACCUUCCACCACGGCGGAGAUUCGGGCGCUCGAGGCGGAUUUGAACAGGCAUACUACCUUACAAUACAGAGCCCCUGAAAUGGUCGACCCGUAUCUACGGAGACCUAUCGAUGAGAAGUCGGACGUAUGGGCGCUCGGUGUCUUGCUAUACAAGCUGUGCUACUACACCACUCCUUUCGAAGAGCAUGGGCCACUGGCUAUCCUCAAUGUCCAGUACAAGAUACCACCAUACCCAGUUUAUUCCAGUCAGAUGAACGGCCUUAUUGCGUCCAUGCUUCGUGAGCACGGUACACAGCGUCCCUCAGUCUUUGAGCUCCUCAACACAGUUCAUCGGCUUCGCGGGACCAAGUCAAGGUUCACAUAUAAUGUCCCUAUUCCUCAGCCUCUAUCGCCCCGAUUGUCCAGAACUUCAUCUGCUGCCCCACCUGCCAAUCCUCUGGACGAUCUAGUUACCUAUCGGUCCUCGCAAUCAGGGGUCGCCCUUCCUGCAGGCAGUCCUCCCAUUAUGGCGGCACCAGGAUCUGGGGUACAAGCUCGAGACAAAGUUCUUGAAGCCAUUGCCCCCAUGCGUCGAGGACGCCCGAAUGACAAGGCUUCUAGACCUCCCAGUCCAACGAAACCCUCAGUCCUUUCCGGAGACCUAGGCAAGGACCAGUCCAGACAAGGUACCUUGAUCAGGGAUCUUGACAUGGGCUUUGGCGCUGAGGGUGACGAAGCUUGGAAAGCCAUGAAGGGCGGUGAGGGAGUUGGUCCUGUUCGAGGACACAAAUCUGGUCUGGCUGCGGUUGAGGCGUGGAAGGUCAAGAAUCCCGUGAUCGAUCUCACUGAAGCGGACCCUUGGCUGCGACCAAAGGCCGACCAGAGUCGUAGAGCUACCAAAGGCGGGGCGUCUGAUGGUUUCGGAGACUCUUUCAGUGCUUCGUUGGGGCUUUCGUCUUCAUCAGAGGCUGCUGCUGCGGCAUUGUCGGCUAACCGUCGGGACUCGAACCCGAGCUCGGUUAACAUUCCACCACGACCACCGUCUGCCACGCCACGCCUGACGGGAUCCCACAACAGAUUAGGACUUGCGCCUCGGAAUCAGACCAAGGACGCUUUCGAUGGAUUGGGCUUAUCUUCCUCCGAAAAGACACCCGUAAAGACUUUGGGAGACGUUGGUAGAUCUAGGACAGGCCUUGUAGUGCCCCAAGGAGGUUCUUCGGGCACAGGACUCCUGCCGUCUAGGCCGUCAAGUUCAAAUACACCCCUUCAGCCGACUCCGUCACCCAAGCCACAGACGUCUUAUUUCUCUAGCGCUGCAGCCCCGCCCAGUCCUAAGCCUACAUGGGGUCACACGUCGUCACUACCGACAGAAGAACUCUCCCCCGAGCAGCGGUUCCCUUCGGUGGAAGAAUUGGAUCGUACAUUCGGGUCACCUUCUCCGGGUGUUUCUGUCGGAGCCCCCCGCAAAAAUCCCACUGAGUCCGGACUAAGCAAGACAUCAUCGGCCUCGGGACCGCCGCCUUUGCCGCCUAGAGGUACUGAAUCUGGUACAGCUGCCAGCAACGAUGCCCUAGAGGUCAAUAAAGGGGCCUUUGGCGGUGCUGGAGUGAGAUCUCAACAGGUUACCGGUAUUGCUAUGAUGGAGACGCAAUCCAGCUCUCAGAGGCGGUUUGGGGAACCGCUUAGCACCAAUGACACAGCUACGGAUGUACGGAAAUCGAGGCCGCCAAGGCCUAGUCUAUCCCGGAAGCAUCGCAGCUCUCUAUCCAUCAAGCAUAUUCCCGCUCCUAGUAAUGAUUUGAUCGACAUAGCGUCUUCUUCGGCCAACACGCCAUCAGAGCAAUCAUCUCAGUCUGGGUUGAAUGUCAAGCCCGAAGCUCGUGACUGGUUAACUGGUACUGAUGACGAGGCGUCUCCGUCAUCUACCGCAGGGGCGCCUGGCACUCCUGUGCUGAGGAGGUCGCCCAGCAAACGUGCAUCUGUCAUUCAAGGGAGGGUGUUUACAAUACCUCCUGCGCGUGCAGCUAUCACUACGCACGAAACUACGCCCCCACCCAGUCCAUCCCUGAAGCCUCCAGGUGUAUCGUCGGGUAACGCUGUAAGGAUGCCGUCACCAAUCCGCACGGGGACCGUUUCAGCCCAGUUGACCGACAACUGGAGCCCUGUAGUGGAGAAACCGCAACGCAAGAAUACUUCGUCGUCUAGUGGGUCAGACGAGGGCCCCGAGGACGUGAAUGGAUUCACUGCCAUGGCAGGCUCUGAAGCUAGUGGAAAUAAGGAAUCUCGGAGACGGAGAGCUAGGUCCAAGAGCAGGCAGAGUUCAGUGCAUGAUCUGGUAGAUUUAUGGGGAGGAAGCUCGAAGGAUAGACCCAGCACUCCACAGGGCCACGCUACGGGUUCGCAACUUACGGGCCAAGACACGCAAAGGCUUCGCGCUCCUGCACCCCCGUCGCCGUCGAGGCAACGGUCGGACUCUCCAGAGGCUUUAAUUUCUUCGGUGAGGGAAAGCACACCAAGAGGCCAUUCUCCCAAGCGGCGUGUGUCUGUUGAACAACGCAAGCAGCCUCCUGCGAAGGGAGCUAUACCAUCACAGACGUCAUCGCAAGUAUCCGGACGGUCACGGCCUCAGUCUAUGUUCAUAUUUCCGGUCUCCAAGAACGUUACGGAGAGUGUUGCGCCUGCAUCGCGAGACUCCUUGUCGACCGGACUGAAAGCCCCGGAAAAUCCCCGGAGGUCAUCCUCUCGUCGCACAUCGAUCUCAGACAUGGUUCAAAUGUACGAGUCUAGGGCAAAGCAGACUCCUAGUUCGCCACCUGUGGCACCCAACAAGCCCGCCAAUCUCAAGCUCCCUGCUCAGGCUCCAUCGCCUGGUCCGGGCUCACGCUUCACGAGAAUCUCACCUACCCGUGGCCUUGACGAUUUGAAGGGUAAUAUUACUGGUCAGAGCCUCCACCCGCCAAGCAAGAUUACGGAAGGGUCGAGGGGUCGUUUAUCGCCUACCGGCCUUCCGCGCGAAUCGACCACGGGGACUAGUCAAGGCUCAGGCUUGCCCGAUACAACUCCCGCUAGUGGGCACAGCUAUCGAAGUGUGCCACUGAAGCAGUCCUUCACCGCUGGUCCUAGCUCGCCUGAGCGUCCUCGGCUGUCCCCCUUGCCCCUGCGCAAACCCACGGUUUCUGCUGAGGACCCUUCCCCACAAUCGCCGGAUAAGCCUUACCAAGGCGUUGGCAAGCUGAUUGAUCAAUGGCAGCGUAAGACAGCGGAGGCUGAUAGGUCAAACUCGCCACAGAUGUCUCGUCGCGGGGGAUUUGCUCCUCGCAGAGGCGCCAUAGCGCCCACAGUGCCCGGUGGAAGUCGAUAA